AGUCGAACUAUCGGCAACGAAGACUUCAACAGACCGUGGGCAGACUACAAGAACGGUUUUGGUAACCCGUCGACUGGGGAUUUCUUUAUCGGAUUGGACGCUCUAUAUAAAUUAGCUCAAGGUAGAAAUGAACUGAGAAUCGACAUGCUGGACAAAAAUGGCAAACCAUACAGCGCUACAUACAGUUUCGGUAUCGACAACGAAGCCUCCAAGUACAGGCUCCAUGUUUCUGACUUCCGAGGCUCAGCCGGAGACAGCCUUAUCUACAACGACGGGAGUCAGUUCAGCACAUACGAUCAAGACAACGAUGAAUCCCGCAGCAACUGCGCCAGGGAUCGUGGCGGAGCCUUCUGGUUCAAGGAUUGCACAGGGUCGAGCCUCUUUGGUCGCUGGGGCGUAGACGGUGAAAACGGUGUUAUCUGGCCAACCAUAAGCACUACUGAAUCUCUCUCCUUCUUUGAGAUGAAAAUUCGAUAA
Molecule: messenger RNA, 477 nt
Organism: Candidula unifasciata
Lineage: Eukaryota; Metazoa; Mollusca; Gastropoda; Stylommatophora; Geomitridae
Source: the annotation of a GenBank genome assembly